AUGGAGAACUGUGACGCUGGCCAAGACACCUGUGUCAUUGCCUACACGGAAACCUCAUUAGGUUGGUCGUCUGAGACAGACAAGUCCGGAAAUGCUUCCUUGCAGUGAGGAUGGGCAGGGGAAGUUGUGCUCCCAGAUCUCUACAGCCUCUACUAAGCCUACAGCUCAAAUGAGAAGCAAGAGCUUUGCACACUUACAGCAAAGUGAGGACUUAAUUUGCUCUUUCAGAACAAGAGUUUGACAGCAAUCAGCCUCAUGCCUUUGGCAUGACAGAGCCAGGGACAGAACACUCAACUAGCAUGACUCCUAAUGGUUGGCAAGAGAAAGAGAAGGGAUGCUUGUGUAUGCCUAUAUACAUAAAAAUAUGAGGCUGUUGUCACGCUGCAGUUUGCUGGGAGGGGAGGAAGAGGGGAGGAAGAGGGACAAGGCAAGCUGGGAGGGGAGGGACUUGGAGUGAGUUGUGGGGCAGAUAGGCAUGGGUGGGGUAAAAAUGGAACUGGGGUUUAAACAGGUGUGGCGGAAAGGUGGUGUCAGGAUGCUGUCAGCAGCCCCUGGCUGGUUGCCCAGGAAAGUAUAAAGACAAGGAAAAGUUUCCUUCAGUCCUUUUUUAUUUCAAACUUUACAGAGAGAGGCUGUAGAACCCAGCCUUUUGGAUAAUGGUGUUGUCCCAAGUGAAUCUCCACCCCCCCUGUCUCUCCCACUUCCUCAUUCGUCACUUCUACGGGUGCUGCUAAGUGCCCUCUGUCUUCGAGUUCUUUGCUCUCCUACUUUCAAGGCUCUCUGGGUUCUGGGAGAUGGUGGGUCUGGAAUGCUUUCUAGUGACAAUAUGUCAACCAGCUGCUGCUUUGGCUCUGCCUGCCCCUUCUCUCCCAGUAUUUCCCAACUUUUCCCUGCAUCUGCCUCUGAGCUCUGACCUCCGCAGACCACUGUUUGUAAAUCUAGACUGUCUUUCUUUUUCUCCUCCUUGGAAGGGUCAGGAUGGGGAGGCAAUCUCCACUAUUCCUCCUCCUCUGCCCGGUCCCUGACAGGUGGCUAUCAAAGAGGUAGGUGAGGUUGAUGAGCAGCUCAAGCAGGGGCAGCAGUCUUGAGUGUGUGUACAAGUGUAAAAAUUGUGAUACCGUACCAAUAUUCAUAUCUUGAAAGAAGAAAAAGAAGAACAAGAAAAAGAAUGGCGCCAAUAAGCUUUGAAUCUGGAUGAUCCUGUGCUGCCGAAACACCUGUAGGAACAACCCAGACGAUUUUUCUCCCAGAGGAAUUUCGACCCAGCAAUACAGAGCUAAUUUGCACAGGUAUAGGGUGAGAAUAGUUGGUGUCUGCAGCUUUUUAACCAAAUCCCAUUUUUUCCCCUGUGCAGGUGAAGUGACAACACAGUCAGUCUCAAAGAGCUGUGCAUCCUCAGGUGUCUGCAACAGCCCCCCAACGUACAUGAAUUUUGGGCAGGGGAAAUACAUUCGCUCCCACAUCACCUGUUGCGUGGGAGAUGCUUGCAGGGCAGUAUCUCCUCAAUGUAUGUAUCUGUGAGUUGCCAGUGAUCAUACAAUCUGGAAAGUUCUUCUGUCCCUUUAAAACAGAUGUGGGGAACUGGACGUGACCAGUGGGCCAUAUUCUUAUCUCCCCUACCCUGCUGUGGGCCAAAUAAUUACAAAUAAUUAUGGCCAGACUUAUGGUGUUGUCCACAGGGGCAUCCUUGGGGGAAGUUAUCAGUGCCCACGUGGCCCAGUGGUGUAGUGUGGGGCUGGGAGGGGGUUGUGGCCCCAGACGCAUUUUGGGAGGGGGCAUGACCUAUGCUCCUAUGUUGUCUGGAGAUGUAUCUCAGAAGUAGAGCAAUUGCUUUGCAUGCAAAAGGUUCUAGGUUUGAUCCCUGACAUUUCCAGGUAAAUUUGGGAAUGUUUCUUGCCUGAAACCCUGGAUAGCAACUGACUGGCAAUAGAGACAUUAUGAAGCUAGAUAGACCAAUAGCCUGAUUCGGUUUAACAUAGCUUCCUAUGGUCUUCCGUGUUUAUGUGUUAUGCUGGGGGGAAAACAAGCAGCUAAUAAAACUCUUCUAAAAUUCACAAUAUUUCUGCACAGGGCUGCACCAUCAGAAUUCUUGAAGCCAUGUUCAAUACUUUUGUUUUUAAUUGAUUUUUAUUAAGUUUUCAAAGAUUUUAACAAAUCUACUUCACAGGCAACGUGCCAUUCUCUUAGAUUUUUCUUUUUGACCUCCCAUCCUUCCGUUCCUGAUGUUUUUGUUCCUAUUCUUGGUUGCUGCCUUAUACUUGUUACCAACCCCCCCAUACCAUUUUACCGGCAAAAAUUUUUUACCGUUUUUUUGUUUUAUUUUUCUGCCACUCAUAUCUCGAAUCCUGCUUGUGACUUCAUAUCACUAUAAUACUUUGUCAGAUCUUCAAAAAUAAAAAUAAAAAAGCACCUCCAGUUUUCCAUAGGAAGUUCAUCUUUGUUUUACAGUCACAAUAGCCAGUACUUAUUGGCAAAACCUAUUGGUGUUUCGCAACUUUCUGACUAGCUGCAGGACCUUAGCCAGACCUAGCAGAGUAAACGCAGAGUUCAUGAAAGCAAUUGGCAACUUGGCUGCAGACAGGAUGGACGAAACAAGAACCAGGAACUUGUAGUUAUAGCUGUUUAUUAUAUACAGUGGACUAAUUACAGGAACAGAACAGAACACAGAUCUUUGACUAACUCUCUCAUACAUGACUCUCAACACUCUCAACUGAAACUCGUACUAACACAUUCCAGUUAGUAGGCCAUUAAUCAUUAUUCCCGUGAGAGAGCUUGACCAAUCAUAGAGCUGUCUCCAUGCCUCUGUAUCGCCAGGCAGACUUAUUCCUUCACAUUGCCUUGGCUGUCAGCCAAACCUUAAUUGACUCUGUGUGAGUAGCUGCAUGUAUUCAGAUUCCCAACAGUACUUAUAGAUGUUUUCUGAAUGUCUUCAUGGGCAGCCCCAUAUGUUUGUAACUUCCUGUGUUUGUAACUUCCUACAUUCGUAACUUUAAAAUCCAGCAAGAAAAUUAGAUGGUGAGAAUUGGAAGCAUCCACACAUGUGUGCUGCCUGGAGCGGGGAACAGAGGGAGUAGCUGAAUUGUGUCAGCUGCCAACUUUGCUUUGCCUAACAAGCUGACCAUUUACCAUUUCCCUCUCUAUAUGGUUUCAGUGCCACCAGCAUUGGACAAACCUAAUGGCAAGCAGUGCCCAGGCUGCUACUCUUUGUUACCCGGUGGUUGUGAAACAGAGACAGUGGAUUGCAUUGGAACCGAGGACUACUGCCUUGAAUUGGAGGAGAAAGUCACAUAUGGUAAUUCUGAAUUGCGGGUCUGCGAGUGGAGAUUAGCUGGAGCCCCUGGUCAAACUGCUUCAAUGGUUACCUGCUAGCUCUGUCUGUAAAGCAUAAGACUCUUAAUCUUAGGGUUGUGGGUUCGAGCCCCAUGUUGGGCAAAAGAUUCCUGCAUUGCAGGGGAUGACCCUUCUGGCCUCUUCCAACUCUACGAUUCUAAGGCAAUUAUUUGAGGUCAACUACAAAGAGCAACAGGGAUGCGGGUGGCACUGUGGGUAAAACCUCAGCGCCUAGGACUUGCCGAUCGUCAGGUCGGCGGUUCGAAUCCCCACGGCGGGGUGCGCUCCUGUUGCUCGGUCCCAGCGCCUGCCAACCUAGCAGUUCGAAAGCACCCCCGGGUGCAAGUAGAUAAAUAGGGACCGCUUACUAGUGGGAAGGUAAAUGGUGUUUCCGUGUGCUGUGCAGGCUCGCCAGAUGCAGCUUGUCACGCUGGCCACGUAACCCGGAAGUGUCUUUGGACAGCGCUGGCCCCCGGCCUCUUAAGUGAGAUGGGCGCACAACCCUAGAGUCGGACAUGACUGGCCCGUAUGGGCGGGGGUACCUUUACCUUUACCUUACAAAGAGCAACAAAGGCCCUUAUGGCACCUUCAAGCCUGACAAAUUUGUUAUGGCAUCAGCUUGCAUGGACCACAGACCUCUUCAUCAGAUGCCCGAUGUGUUAUCUUUCGUUGCAACUACACAUAUCUGCAGUUGGAGCGGUUUGGAAAUGCAAUGACAUCAAAAGGAAAGGCAAUGACCUUAUUAAAAGUGACCAUUCCAUGCCAUGAAACAGACAUGGAGUGGAAAUCGUUCAUCUGCUCAUCCCAAAUUUCUGGGCAGGAAUGGGGAUCUUGUGUACCUCCUGGUGUUAAGAACAUAUAAGAAGAGGCGCUGCUGAAUCAGGCCAAAUGCUCAUCUACUCCAGCAUCCUGUUCUCACAGCAGCCAACCAGAUGCCUGCAGAAGACCCACAAGAGGGACAUAAGUAGAACAGCACUCUCCCUGAUUCCCAGCAAAUGGUUUUCAAAGGGCUACUGUCUCCAACAGUGGAGGUAGAACAUAGCCUUUGUGGCUAGUCACUGCAUAUAGCCUUGUCCUCCAUGAAUUUGUCUAAUCCUCUUUUAAAGCCAUCCAAUUUGUGGGCCGUCACAGCCUCUUGUGGGAACAAAUUCCAUAGUUUAACUAAGCACAGUACUUCUUCUUCUUUUGUCCACAAAGUUGGACCACACUUCCCAUCAUCCCUGACCAUUGGCCAUGUUGGCUGGGGCUAAUGAAAGUUGGGGUCCAGCAACACCUGGAGGGCCACAGACUCUCAGGUCCUGGGCUGGUGUUUUCUAUUCUUUCAUCCCUUGGCUGGUUUAGGAUACAUUUCCUUGUAUAUCUAGUCUAUUGGGUUUUCAACAAGGCCUCCGUUGACAUGGAUAGGGAAUAGCUACCAUUGUGAGGCCAGGUUACUUCUCUCUCCCACUCUCUGUCUAGCUCUUUCUCCUGACCCUGAACUUUUUGUUUCCAGGUAAAUUCACUUUCAACGUCAUCAUGAAUGGCUGUGCUUCCCAACCCGCCUGUGCUGCAAAAGUGGGCAAAGUGGCUACUGCAGGGGUUUAUACUGAUAUUACGAAAGCUGAGUGCACACCAGCUCCCAUUUCAGCUUGA
This is a messenger RNA of Podarcis lilfordi (Lilford's wall lizard), 4962 nucleotides long. The record is from the annotation of a GenBank genome assembly. Lineage: Eukaryota; Metazoa; Chordata; Lepidosauria; Squamata; Lacertidae.